CUUUUCUAUCCAUUCUCUGCCGAACUAGUCGUCAAUCAAAAUCCCAAAGCAAUGGUGACUCUAAACGCUUCUUCUCCUCUCACGACCAAGUCAUUCCUCCCCUACCGCCACGCUCCUCGCCGUCCGAUCUCUUUCUCCCCUGUUUUCGCCGUUCAUUCGACUGACCCCAAGAAAUCUACCCAAUCAGCCUCCGCUUCGGCUAAAUGGAGUAUAGACAGUUGGAAAUCGAUGAAAGCUUUGCAAUUGCCGGAGUAUCCUGAUCAGAAGGAUCUCGAUUCGGUUCUACAGACGCUUUCUUCUUUCCCUCCUAUAGUUUUCGCUGGUGAGGCGAGGAAACUAGAGGAUAAGCUCGGUCAAGCGGCUAUGGGUCAGGCCUUUAUGCUUCAAGGUGGUGAUUGUGCUGAGAGUUUCAAGGAAUUCAACGCUAAUAACAUUAGAGAUACCUUCAGGGUUCUUCUUCAGAUGGGUGUUGUUCUCAUGUUCGGUGGCCAGUUACCAGUUAUCAAGGUUGGAAGAAUGGCUGGUCAGUUUGCGAAGCCGAGAUCGGACCCAUUUGAGGAGAAAGAUGGUGUGAAGCUGCCGAGUUACAGAGGAGAUAACAUAAAUGGUGAUGCUUUUGAUGAAAAAUCGAGGAUUCCUGAUCCUCAUAGGAUGGUUAGAGCCUACACACAAUCUGUGGCUACGUUGAAUCUCUUGAGAGCAUUUGCUACUGGAGGUUAUGCAGCUAUGCAGAGAGUUAGCCAGUGGAAUCUUGAUUUCACCCAACAUAGUGAACAGGGUGACAGGUACCGUGAAUUGGCCAAUAGAGUUGAUGAGGCUUUGGGAUUCAUGGGUGCAGCUGGACUUACCAAUGCUCACCCGAUCAUGACUACUACUGAGUUUUGGACUUCCCAUGAGUGUUUGUUACUGCCUUAUGAGCAAGCACUCACAAGAGAGGAUUCAACAUCUGGACUUUACUAUGAUUGUUCUGCGCACAUGCUUUGGGUUGGAGAACGAACUCGCCAACUUGAUGGUGCCCAUGUUGAGUUUCUGAGGGGAAUCGCUAACCCCCUUGGAAUCAAGGUGAGUGAUAAAAUGGUCCCUAGUGAACUGGUUAGGCUGAUAGAGAUACUAAACCCUCAGAACAAGCCUGGAAGGAUUACAGUUAUUGUGAGAAUGGGAGCUGAGAAUAUGCGGGUUAAGCUUCCUAAUUUGAUCAGAGCAGUACGAGGAGCCGGUCAGAUUGUGACUUGGGUUAGUGAUCCAAUGCACGGAAACACAAUCAUGGCUCCUGGUGGGCUAAAAACUCGUUCUUUCGAUGCAAUCAGGGCGGAAUUGAGAGCGUUCUUUGACGUGCAUGAUCAAGAAGGGAGUUUCCCUGGUGGGGUUCAUUUAGAAAUGACAGGGCAAAACGUGACAGAAUGCGUUGGAGGGUCACGCACCAUCACUUACAACGAUCUAAGCUCACGCUACCACACUCACUGUGACCCGAGGCUCAAUGCUUCUCAGUCUCUGGAGCUUGCAUUCAUCAUUGCAGAGCCUUUCUCAACCGUCACGGCCACAGCGAUGGCUCGAACCACUGGUGGUCCUUCAUUGCCUCUCCUCACUAUUUCUAAAGCUCUUAACCGUCACUUCUCCGGCGCCAGACACCUCCAUCCUCUAUUGCUUGCUCGCUGUUCUCCCGCCGUGCGACGUCUUGGUGGGUUUCAUGGCAGUCGAUUUACUUCGUCGAAUUCAGCUUUGAGAAGCUUGGGAGCUGCUGUUUUGCCGGUAAUCCGACACCGUUUGCAGUGUUUGUCGAGCUCAUCGCCGUCUUUCAGGAGCAUCUCAAGUGGCGGCGGCGGUGCAGGAUUCGGUGGGUAUAAUGGUGGAAGCGGCGGCGGUGGUGGCGGAGGAUCGGAGAGUGGUGAUUCCAAGUCAAAAUUGGGUGCUGGAACAAAUGAUGGUGUCUCUGUUCCGUCGUCAGAUAUCAUUAUUCUCGAUGUUGGAGGGAUGACAUGUGGAGGUUGUUCAGCAAGUGUGAAGAAGAUACUCGAAAGCCAACCUCAAGUUGCUUCUGCUAGUGUUAAUCUCACCACCGAGACAGCAAUAGUGUGGCCUGUACCGGAAGCUAAAAGUGUACCUGAUUGGCAAAAGAGUUUAGGCGAGACGCUUGCAAACCAUCUGACCAAUUGCGGGUUUCAGUCUACUCCUCGAGAUUUGGUGACAGAGAAUUUCUUCAAAGUUUUCGAAACAAAGACAAAAGACAAGCAGGCUCGCUUAAAAGAGAGCGGCCGCGAGCUUGCUGUUUCAUGGGCCCUAUGUGCUGUAUGCUUGGUUGGCCAUUUAACUCACUUUCUAGGUGUUAAUGCUCCCUGGAUUCAUGCAAUCCAUUCAACAGGGUUUCAUGUGUCCUUAUGUUUGAUUACGUUACUUGGUCCUGGACGCAAGCUAGUACUUGAUGGUAUCAAGAGCCUUUUAAAAGGUUCCCCAAACAUGAACACGCUAGUUGGUCUUGGGGCUUUGUCAUCAUUUUCUGUUAGCUCACUGGCAGCCAUGAUUCCAAAAUUGGGUUGGAAGACAUUUUUUGAGGAACCAGUUAUGUUAAUAGCUUUUGUGUUGCUGGGAAGGAAUCUUGAACAGAGAGCUAAAAUAAAAGCCACCAGUGAUAUGACUGGCCUUCUCAGUGUUUUGCCUUCAAAAGCUCGCCUUCUGCUUGAUGGUGAUCUGCAGAAUUCAACUGUUGAGGUCCCUUGUAAUAGUCUCUCUGUCGGUGAUCUAGUCGUCAUACUACCAGGAGAUCGAGUUCCAGCAGAUGGUGUGGUCAAGUCAGGUAGAAGCACCAUUGAUGAGUCAAGUUUCACAGGUGAACCAUUGCCAGUGACAAAAGAAUCAGGGAGUCAAGUCGCAGCAGGAUCUAUAAACCUGAAUGGAACUCUUACCGUCGAAGUGCAUAGAUCAGGGGGUGAAACUGCAGUUGGGGACAUUAUUCGUCUGGUUGAAGAGGCUCAGAGUAGAGAAGCACCAGUACAGCAGUUGGUUGACAAGGUCGCAGGGCGCUUCACGUAUGGAGUGAUGGCACUCUCUGCAGCUACAUUUACAUUCUGGAAUCUUUUUGGCGCACAUGUUCUUCCUUCUGCCUUGCAUAAUGGGAGCCCAAUGUCUUUGGCCCUUCAACUAUCUUGCAGCGUUCUGGUUGUGGCUUGUCCUUGCGCCCUUGGGUUGGCUACGCCAACUGCAAUGCUGGUUGGUACAUCAUUAGGAGCAAGAAGAGGAUUACUUCUUCGUGGUGGUGAUAUUCUUGAAAAGUUUUCCUCUGUUGAUACUGUUGUCUUCGACAAAACUGGGACACUGACAAAGGGACACCCUGUUGUGACUGAAGUUAUUAUUCCUGAAAAUCCAAGACACAAUUUUAAUGAUACUUGGUCAGAAGUAGAGGUUUUGAUGUUAGCAGCUGCUGUUGAAUCAAACACUACUCACCCUGUUGGGAAAGCGAUUGUAAAAGCAGCCCAGGCUCGUAAUUGUCAAACUAUGAAGGCAGAGGAAGGAACAUUUACUGAAGAACCAGGGUCUGGUGCCGUUGCUAUUGUCAACAACAAAAGGGUUACAGUUGGGACCCUCGAAUGGGUCCAGAGACAUGGAGCCACCGGGAACUCAUUACUUGCAUUAGAAGAGCAUGAAGUUAACAACCAGUCUGUUGUAUAUAUUGGGGUGGAUAAUACACUUGCUGCAGUCAUCCGUUUUGAAGAUAAAGUCAGGGAGGAUGCUGCUCAAGUUGUUGAGAAUUUGACUCGCCAGGGAAUUGACGUGUACAUGCUGUCUGGUGACAAGAGGAAUGCUGCCAAUUAUGUAGCUUCUGUCGUAGGAAUUAAUCAAGAACGGGUUAUAGCAGGAGUUAAACCAGCAGAGAAAAAGAAUUUUAUCAAUGAACUUCAAAAAAAUAAGAAGAUUGUUGCAAUGGUGGGUGAUGGAAUAAAUGAUGCUGCUGCUCUGGCAUCAUCUGAUGUUGGAGUGGCCAUGGGUGGUGGUGCAGGAGCGGCCAGUGAGGUGUCUCCCGUUGUCUUGAUGGGCAAUCGGUUAACACAGUUGCUUGAUGCAAUGGAGCUAAGUCGGCAAACCAUGAAGACCGUGAAGCAAAACCUUUGGUGGGCGUUCGGAUACAACAUUGUAGGAAUCCCAAUUGCGGCUGGAGUGUUGCUACCAUUGACUGGAACCAUGUUGACUCCAUCAAUGGCGGGGGCUCUCAUGGGUGUAAGCUCUCUCGGUGUCAUGACUAAUUCCUUACUUCUAAGGUACAGAUUCUUCUCGAACCGAAACGACAAAAAUGUCAAACGGGAACCAAAAGAGGGAACAAAACAGCCACAUGAGAAUACAAGAUGGAAGGAAAGCUCUUAAACGGGGCAUUUCCGCUUCACUGAGGCACGAUAUCAUUGAUUUUUGCAGAGAUAAAUCUCUUUUUAGUUUACUUUUCAUUCUUAGCCAUAAUUUUGGCUCUUGUUCUUGAGAGGGUUUGUUAGGGUAUUGAUAAUUUGGAGAAUCAUCUCGACGUGAUUUUUCAAACAAUUGCUUUGAGCUUGUAACACAGCCACAAUAACACAUGGUCCAAACU
This is a messenger RNA of Arabidopsis arenosa, 4567 nucleotides long. NCBI's taxonomy places the organism in Eukaryota, Viridiplantae, Streptophyta, Magnoliopsida, Brassicales, Brassicaceae. The record is from the annotation of a GenBank genome assembly.